GCAGCCCUUCAAAUACUGGAAUGCUGUUAUCAGAUCACCCCUAAUUCUUCUUUUCUCUAGACUAGCCAAACCUAUUUAGUUUCCAAUCACUGGGACCACCACGGCCAGGAUGACUGAGAAUCCCUGAAGAGAUAUAACUCCCAACAUUCUUGACAUUCCCCAGGAUGGCCUGUAGAGCCCAGCCUACCUGGGCAGGUUGUUGUGAGGUUCUAAUCUGGGGAGAUCCACCAGCGUCCCACCUGCUCGGCAGGAAGGCAGGCUGGUAGCUGCCCUCCCAAGGACUGAGCAUCAUAGACUGAGCAUCUUUGGGCUGCAGUUCUACCGAAGGCCGGCAUAUGACGCGAAGAUUCGUCCUUUGCUGCCCCCUGAUGGCCAGUUGCGGAAUUGCUGCUCGGCUUUACUCCAAGGCCGGGAAAGGCGGCGGCGUCGCCGCCUCCCACAAUAAAAAUGGCGGCUGCGGCCUGCAAAGCGCUGCUCCGGCCACGCCGCUGGCUCUUCCUGGGCCCGGGGGUCGUGGGAGUCGGGUCGCGGGGGCUGGGCAGGUGGCCGGUGCGGGGGUCAACGGCUUCAUCAUCUCCGGCUGCGGCUUUCCGGCGACGAGCCUUGACGGUGGGACCGGAGGAGCGGCAGCCACAGGAGAGCCGGCUCGGGGCGGCGGCGACGCACUACCAGCUGCUGUUCACGUGUAAGGUAUGCAGGACACGCUCUGCAAAAACUAUUUCCAAGGUGGCUUAUCAUCAUGGAGUUGUGAUCGUGAAAUGCUCUGGCUGCAACAACCAUCACGUGAUUGCUGAUAACUUGGGCUGGUUCUCUGACUUAGACGGAAAGAGGAACAUUGAGGAAAUCCUGGCAGCCAAAGGAGAGGCAGUGAGGCGAGUGGCAGGCGAAGACGCUCUCGAGCUCCUAGUUGAAGAUCCCAAAUUGCUGGAAUCUCUGAGCAAAGGAGGAGGAAAAAAAGAUCCAGAGUGAUCCGGACAGAUGUCUUCAAUCAACCUGGAGGAGCGGGGGGAAGCUUCCCUAAGCUAGACCUUUGCUUGAAGUAACACAUUGUAGUGUUCCUUCAGUUGAGUUUUUUCCAAUCGUCUGGAUUGCAGGAUUGUCAUUUCUUGAGAAGUGUCCCCCCCCCCCCAUGCCCAGGAUGAAGUCCAGCUAUUGAACAUAAUUGCACUUUCUUCUCGUAGGGCAUAGCAGAGAAGAUGUAAGUGGAGCCUUGUGUGUGCACAUAGCUGCACUUCACACAUGUUUACCCAUAUUUUCAAGCAAAGGGUUGCCUGUUCCAUCUUGAAAGGAGAGUCCUAUGUGAGGCCAUCCAGGCCGGAGAGCCCAUCCGGCCUGCAUAGGAGGGAGAAACAAACACAACUACACCAAAGCUAUCAAUCUAAGAUCCAUGCAAUUAAUGGGGUUCUACUGUGCCCUCAUCCUGGCUUGUCUUGGUGUUUGAUUUCUUCUCCAUCCCAGAAGGUGGGACAAGAAACAAUGGUUUAAAUUACAUGGAUUUUGAUAAGAUUUUGGAUUAUUGUUCUUAUGGCAACAGCAGUUCCCUAGCACAGUGUUUUUCAACCUUUUUUGUGCAAAGGCACACUUUUU
This is a messenger RNA of Thamnophis elegans (Western terrestrial garter snake), 1587 nucleotides long. It is a transcript of the gene DNLZ, whose product is annotated as DNL-type zinc finger. Bases 448 to 969 code for a protein of 173 amino acids. The transcript has 3 exons. Gene Ontology annotation, cellular component: mitochondrion. The record is from RefSeq and is a predicted model, not a curated record. Lineage: Eukaryota; Metazoa; Chordata; Lepidosauria; Squamata; Natricidae. Gene Ontology annotation, molecular function: protein-folding chaperone binding; zinc ion binding. Gene Ontology annotation, biological process: protein stabilization; protein import into mitochondrial matrix; protein folding.